AUGGCACCAACAGCCGUAUCAGAAGAUAGACUAACGUCGGGUCACCGGCUGUCGCAUCCACCACCUGGCGAUGAAGUACUCAUCACCGGUAUUUCUGGCUACUUCCCAGACUCGAACUCUGUCAUCCACUUGCAAGAAAACCUCUUUAACAAGGUGGAUCUGAUAUCAGGGGAUGAUCGUCGUUGGAAGCUGGCUCAUCCUGAGAUUCCCCAAAGAACAGGAAAAAUCAAUUAUGUUAACAAAUUCGACGCUUCGUUCUUCGGCGUGCAUUUCAAACAGGCACACACGAUGGACCCAAUGUGCAGAAUUCUCUUAGAAAAAGCUUAUGAAGCUGUAAUUGAUGCUGGAUUAAACCCAAAGGAGCUUCGCGGCACCAAAACUGGCGUGUUCAUCGGCGCUUGCUUCUCGGAGUCAGAAAAGACAUGGUUCUACGAAAAAAUGCAGGUUAAUGGAUUUGGUGUCACUGGAUGCUCUCGUGCCAUGUUGGCCAACCGAAUCUCUUACUGGUUGGGCGUGACCGGUCCAUCAUAUACUGUGGACUCUGCUUGCUCCAGUUCACUUUACGCCUUAGAACAUGCAUUCAGAGCUAUUCGCGAUGGUCACUGUGAUGCGGCCAUUGUUGGUGGAUCAAAUUUGUGUCUCCAUCCAUAUGUAUCACUGCAGUUCUCUAGAUUAGGUGUAUUAUCUCCUGAUGGAAGCUGCAAAAGUUUCGAUAAUAGCGCUAACGGCUACGCUCGAUCUGAAGCAAUCGUUGUUGUUUUGCUACAGAAAGCUAAAGAUUCUAGAAGAGUUUACGCUCAAGUCCUACAUGCAAAAACUAACUGCGAUGGUUACAAGGAACAGGGUAUUACAUAUCCGGCUGGAAACAUCCAAAAACUUCUUCUAAGCGAGUUCUACGAAGAAUGCUCUAUCUCACCCAGCAGUCUGGAGUUUGUCGAGGCUCACGGAACUGGCACUAGAGUCGGAGAUCCUGAAGAGUUGAAGGCUAUUGACGAGAUCUUCUGCACGGGCCGCUCGGAGCCUCUCAUGAUCGGUUCUAUUAAAUCCAAUUUGGGACACAGUGAGCCUGCGUCUGGUCUCUGCUCUGUUGCAAAGCUAUGUAUUGCAUACUCAACUGGUUAUAUUCCACCAAAUUUAAAUUACAAAGUACCGAGGGAAGGUGUACCUGCUCUUACUGAUGGAAAGCUUAAAGUGAUAACAGAGAAACAGCCGUGGAAUAGAGGAAUGUCUGGUAUCAACAGUUUCGGAUUUGGAGGGGCCAAUGCUCAUACUUUGCUGAAAAAUGUUGCAAGAGAAAAGAUCAACAAUGGUAUCCCGAAUGACGACCUGCCACGCCUAGUCUGCGUCUCAGGCAGAACAGAAGCUGCGGUGGCAAGGAUCUUAGACGAUCUAGAAUCUAGGACUGUUGAUGCUGAACUCGUUAGACUGUUACAUGGUAUCCAUAACGAAGAUGUUACUGGACACGUUGUUAGAGGAUACUCCUUAUUGGGUUCAACCCCAACAAAAGCCAUAUCACUAGCUCGGGAGGUCCAAUACUUCUCCGGCGUCCGCCGUCCAGUUUGGUUCGUGUACUCUGGUAUGGGUUCUCAAUGGGCUGGCAUGGCCACUCAGCUUAUGAGAAUACCUGUAUUUGCUGCUGCUAUUCAAAAGUGUCACAUAGCUUUAGAGCCUAAAGGUAUCAAUCUAACUAAGAUUGUAACUGAUCCGGAUCCUAAAAUCUAUGACAACAUCCUGAACUCCUUCGUCGGCAUCGCCGCUGUACAAAUUGGCCUAACUGAUGUUUUGAAGACGGUUGGCAUUGAACCAGAUUUUAUUUUAGGUCACAGUGUAGGUGAGCUUGGCUGCGCAUACGCAGAUGGUUGCUUCGACGCCGAGCAGAUGAUUUUAUCGGCUUAUAGCAGGGGACUGGCUUCAAUUGAAACUCCAUUCAUUAAGGGAUCCAUGGCGGCUGUCGGCCUUGGAUAUAACGAGAUCAAAAAUAUAAUUCCACCCGAGAUCGAAGUAGCAUGCCACAAUGGGCCCGACUCCAGCACUAUUUCUGGACCAGCAGACAUCAUGAAGAGUUUCGUUGCUAAGUUGGUAGCUCAAGGAGUAUUCGCCAAGGAAGUGCCUUGCUCAAACAUUGCUUACCAUUCCAAAUACAUCGCUGAAGCCGGUCCAAAACUAUUAAAAUACUUAAGAGAAGUGAUUCCAACACCAAAACCAAGAUCGGAGAAAUGGGUGUCCACAUCAGUGCCGCAAGCGUUAUGGAAAGAUCCGAAAGCUCAGAUGUCAUCUGCAGAAUACCAUACUAAUAAUUUAUUGAGUCCAGUACUUUUCGAAGAGACAUCUCGUCUCAUCCCAUCAAAUGCUAUUACCAUUGAAAUAGCUCCUCAUGGACUCCUGCAAGCAAUCUUACGUCGCUCUUUAAAGAAGGACGUAAUCAACGUUCCCCUGACAGAAAAGAAACAUGAAGAUAACGUACAAGUGUUGUUUACUGCUUUGGGCAAGUUGUACGAGGCUGGUUUGAAUCCUCAUUUAGCGGAGAUAUACCCUCAUGUGCCGCUUCCAGUGUCUCAGGGCACUCCCAUGCUAUCCCAUCUUGUAGAAUGGGAACACAGUGAGGACUGGUAUGUAACAUCGUAUAAGGCCCAAGAAAAGAUGAAGUCCGGAGAAAGAACUGUAAGGAUGUCUAUAGUAGAUGAAGACAGCGAAUACAUGGCCGGUCACGUCGUAGAUGGUCGCAACUUAUACCCUGCAACGGCUUAUUUAGUCAUGGUGUGGGAAACUCUUGGUAUGAUGAUGGGAGAGUUGUAUACUGAAGUGUCGGUUGUGUUCGAGAAUGUUCGAUUCCAACGAGCGACCAAUAUACCUAAGGAAGGAAACUUGGAAUUUAUUGUUAUGAUACAAAAGGGCAGUGGACAUUUUGAGAUUGUAGAGAGUGGAGCAUCAAUCGUAACUGGUCGAAUCUACGCUAAGAAAAACGUCGGUCAGGACUUCCGCGCGCUGCCCGCCGAGCCGGAAGCUACUGGGCCUAACGUAAAGCACAUGUUAACUAAGGACUUCUAUAAAGAACUGCGUCUUAGAGGAUACCAAUACAGUGGUCUCUUCCGCGGUGUAAUCGGCUGCAACGUAGAGGGUACUCGGGGCCGUCUAGCCUGGGUCAAUAACUGGGUCACUUUCAUGGACUGUAUGUUACAAAUGAAAAUCAUAGGACAGGAUACGAGAGGUCUUUUCGUACCAACCAGGAUAGAAAGACUGUCCAUUGAUGCAGGAAUCCAUUACGAUGCCAUUUCUAAAAUGAACCCGGAUUCUACUAGACAGAGCUUUGAAGCAAGGGUCUAUCCAUUCGUUGACGUUAUAAGGGCUGGAGGAGUCGAAGUGCGAGGGCUUCAUGCUACACCUAUUUCAAGGAGGAUACCUCUUGGAGUUCCUGUAUUGGAAAAGAACGUUUUCAUCCCUAACUUUGGAAAGUCAAAGAUGAAGAUGGAAGACAUCCUCCGAGCUGACAUCCAAUUGAUUCUCGAAAACAUACAAACAUAUAAAGUUAAAAGCAUCGAAAUAGUUGAUGAAGAGUACAAGAAACACAACUUAGAGCCUAUUAUGGAGAAAGUAGCAGAUGUUUUGGGUGAUUUGCCAUUGGUUCAGGCUGAUUUAACGGUGUAUACUGAAGAGCCAUUAGAAAUGCCAUCUAAUAUCGUAGUUGAGACGAAAAAGCUUGUUGGUGAAGCAAAUACUAUUAUAUUCGUUGGGGCUAAUUUAUUACAAAGACCGGAAGUCUUAAAGCAAGGGCUUCUAGCACUGCGUGAUAAGUGCUUUAUAAUAAGCCGAGAAAUAGAGCCAAUUAAUACCAAAGACUAUUCUGAUAAAUUCGACAUUGUUUCCAUUCAAGACACUGGCUUUGAAUACAUAGUUCUUUUCCGAAAACGUGUAGGUGCAAAACCGGCUAAAUUCAUCAAAAUAGUUACAGCUGAUCAAACAUACGCCUGGGUUGACAAAGUUAAAGAAGAACUUAAAGCUGGUCAAAAACUCGUUAUUUACAGUCAAAAUGAACCUUUUAAUGGGUUAUUAGGUUUGAUUAACUGUUUAAGAAGAGAACCAGGUGGUGAAAUAGUACAUGGUAUGCUCAUAUCUGAUGCAUCUGCCCCGGAAUUCAAUCCAGACUUGGAAUUCUAUGAAGACCAAUUGGAUAAGGAUCUAGCUAUUAAUGUGUAUCAAGACGGUAAUUGGGGAACGUACCGACAUCUGCUGCUUGGUGAUUUAGAAACUAUUGUUGCUCAUCACGCUUUCGUAAAUACUCUCACUAUUGGUGACUUAUCCACACUGAGGUGGCUUGAAGGUGCAAUUAGAAAAGAUACGGUUUUCAAGGAUCCAAAUAGCAUAUUGUUACAUGUGUACUGUGCGGCAUUAAAUUUCCGUGAUGUUAUGACAGCCAUGGGCCGCGUUACAGUAGACGCAGUAGCCAGGGGUCGUCUUGCUCAAGAAUGUGUGCAAGGUUUCGAAAUUGUUGGCAGGGCUCCUAAUGGUAACCGAGUGAUGGCCAUGGUCAAGAAUAGUGGUAUGGCCAAUAUGGUGGAAGCAGACAAAGCACUUAUGUGGAGCAUCCCAGACGAGUGGACGUUCGAAGAAGCUGCUAGCGUACCAGUAGCUUAUGGGACAGUUUAUUAUGCUUUGGUAAUGGUAGGAAAAGUCCGUCAUGGGGAGUCUAUCCUCAUCCAUGCUGGGUCAGGAGGAGUAGGGCAGGCUGCGAUCAAUGUGGCUCUUCAUUAUGGAUGUGAAGUAUUCACAACUGUUGGUACACCGGAAAAGCGAGCUUUUAUCAAGAAGCUUUUCCCACAACUCAAAGAUAGUCACAUCGGUAACUCACGUGACACAUCCUUCGAAGACAUGAUUCGAAGAGAGACUAACGGCAAGGGAGUGGACAUGGUUCUUAACUCCCUCUCCGAUGAAAAGUUACAGGCGUCCGUCCGUUGCCUUGGUUACCGCGGGCGUUUCCUCGAGAUUGGCAAGUUCGAUAUCAGCAACAACACGCCUAUUGGAAUGUACUUCUUCCUGAAGGAGACGUCCUUCCACGGCAUCAUGUUGGAUUACAUCUUUGACCAGAGCUACGAGUUCAGAAAGUGUCUUCAAGACCUCCUGCUCUCGGGUAUCGAAAGUGGCGCAGUGCGACCCCUCACUUACUGUACUUUCCCGCUUGAUCAAAUCGAGCCUGCUUUCAGAUACAUGGCUGCUGGAAAACAUAUUGGAAAGGUUAUCAUCAAGAUACGCGAAGAAGAGCGCACAAGCCGUCCAGUAAAACCUGUUGACAUGCCGAUUCGUGCAUUGCCUAGGUAUAUAUGCAACGAUGAAUUAGUAUACAUAGUAGUCGGUGGUCUCGGAGGCUUUGGACUGGAAUUGGCGGAUUGGCUAAUUUUGAGAGGAGCAAGGAAAGUGCUAUUGACGUCAAGACGUGGUAUUAGUAACGGAUAUCAAGCCUCAAGGAUAAAAGCUUGGACCGGCUAUGGCGCUACUGUGCAAAUAUCGACUCACGAUGUAACAACAGAAAAAGGAUGUGAAGAAAUGCUCAAUAUGGCGAAUUCCAUGGGCCAAGUUGAAGCUAUAUUUAAUUUGGCUGUUAUUUUAAAGGAUUCGAUCUUCCAAAAUCAAACUCCAGAGAAGUUUAGGAUUUCAUUCGCGCCAAAAGCUGAAGCUACUAUGAACUUGGAUAAACUUUCAAGAAAACUGUGCCCCCAAUUGAAGGAUUUCGUGAUAUUCUCAUCCGUGUCAUGCGGUCGCGGUAACGCUGGACAGACUAAUUACGGGUUCUCUAACUCCGUGAUGGAGAGGAUCUGCGAGUGGAGGAAGCAGCUCGGACUUCCCGCACUUGCUGUUCAGUGGGGAGCUGUUGGUGAUGUCGGUCUGGUAGCAGACAUGCAAGAUGAAGACGUCCAGCUAGAAAUCGGUGGAACUCUACAACAGAGGAUCUCAUCUUGCCUGCUAUCUUUGGACAAGUUCUUGAAGCAGGAUGCUGUGAUUGUAUCAUCGAUUGUGGUCGCCGAGAAGAAGGCUGGAGGAUCGGGUUGUGGCAGUAUUGUUGAUGCCGUUGCCCAAAUUAUGGGUAUCAAGGAUCUAAAAACAGUGUCACAACAAGUGUCUCUAGCCGAGUUGGGUAUGGACAGUAUGAUGGCGGUCGAAAUCAAGCAGACGUUGGAACGAGAGUUUGAGAUAUUCCUCACUGCUCAGGAUAUCAGAACUUUGACAUUUGCUAGAUUAGUGGAACUGACAGCGCAAAGAGAAGCCGCUGCGUCAACUUCGGCGGCUCCGCGCGUUGCGGACGAGUCCGCUGGCUUGCGCGUCUUCAUGCGCAACUUCGGUGAAGAGUCGGUCGCAUCUGAACCCUUCAUAUACAUGCCGUCUAUAGUCAGCGAUGGCUCUGAGACUGACGUGACAGUUCACGAGAACGAACUAGUGAUGUUCAUGCUGCCGGGUCUGGAGGGUUGUGCCGCCGUCAUGGCGCCUCUGUGUCGUCGUCUCAAGGUCAAGAUAUGCGUGCUUCAGCUCGGCUUGGACCAUCGUGACACCAUUGAUACCUUAGUGGAAAGGUUGCAUAGGACGGCGAAAACAAGACUGGGGCCAGGAAGUCCUUAUAUCCUACUAGGAUACAGUUUUGGUACAAUACCAAUGUUAAAGUUGGCCUCAAUUUUGGAAAGCGAAGGUCACAACGGAACGAUAUUUUGCGUGGAUGGUAGUCCGGACUUCCUCUACGGAUUACUUACUAUGACGAUGCCUUCAAAGAACGAAGCACAGCUCCAGAAUAACCUUUUGUGUACCACAAUCGACAUUGUCUCUCCCAAUAACGAUAUAUCUUCUACUCUGAUGGAGAAUCUUGCAGAGAUAGAAUCUUUUGAGGACAGGAUUGAAUAUACUAUUAAGGUAUGUCCAGUUCAAGAUGUUUAUAGUAAGCACUUCAUUGGUUGUAUUGCGAAAUCUUGUUUCGAUCGUCUCCAAAUAGUUCUAAAUAUGGGUGAAUUUAAAAAAGUAAAGGCGCCAAUAACCUUACUACGUCCUAAAGAAACACCUUCUCAGUUAAUCAUCGAAGAGAACUAUUGUCUAGAUAAAUACACUGAAAGCAAUGUAACCGUUCAUUUGUUGGAAGGAAAUCAUGUCAGUAUAAUAGAAAAUAAGGACUGUGCUAAUAUUAUUAAUAGAGUAAUAUCAGAACAAGAUGGCGGCAACAAAGGCACACAAAAUGCCGUCACAAAUAUGGUAGAGAAACAACGGUCGGUACAAGUU
This is a messenger RNA of Brenthis ino (lesser marbled fritillary), 7251 nucleotides long. The record is from the annotation of a GenBank genome assembly. Lineage: Eukaryota; Metazoa; Arthropoda; Insecta; Lepidoptera; Nymphalidae.